Molecule: messenger RNA, 6520 nt
Organism: Daphnia magna
Lineage: Eukaryota; Metazoa; Arthropoda; Branchiopoda; Diplostraca; Daphniidae
Product: AT-rich interactive domain-containing protein 2
Exons: 19
Coding region: 681-6068 (1795 amino acids)
Biological process (GO): regulation of DNA-templated transcription
Cellular component (GO): SWI/SNF superfamily-type complex
Molecular function (GO): DNA binding
Source: RefSeq, a predicted model, not a curated record
AUGCUUACAAAGGAAAGGACGAAGAAAUCGGCACGGGACUUGUGACGCGCGGUACGGUGCGCCCACAGCAACUGGAACACUCUUGCUGGACCAGCCCGCUCGUGACAUAAAGUUUGUUUCCUUCCGAUCGGGAUCGUCCCAUUUGCUGUGUGAUUAAGAAACAAGUACAAAAUAUUUAUGUUUAAAGCAUAGACUGGGAACUUAUUCGCCGCCAUUUUGCCCUGGCACCAGUGAACAUAGUAUUCUGCUGCACAGACAACAACCAAGCCCUAAUACUCAGUGACUCUUGUCUCAAUCCAAGUGAAGCUGAAAAAGUUACAGUGUUAUGUUGUAUUCUCUAGUGAUUGUUAAAUUUCCACCUAAAAUUAGUUGCUGGCGCCUGCUACCAACGGAUGGCCAAAUGCAGUGAAUUAAAGUUGUCCUAGUGUUCGAACACAAGCCGAUGCUGAGAAAAUCGCGCCCUUGGCAUCUGCUUCCUCCCCACUCACGGUCCCUCUCACACGUGCCGAUGACAACUCAGUGAUCCUCGCGCCUUUUUUUUUUCUUUACUAUCUGUUUUGGUUUUGUUUUGGCGCCCAUCGAUUUGUUGGUCAAUGUUUAUUCGGCUCCUUUAAGAAUGCUUCGAAGAAGUUGAUCGACAUUGACCGUAAGAGUUUAAGUGUGGUGGUCCCAUAACAAUAAUGGCUGAACAUCUCGGCAAAGACGCCAAAACAUACGCCGAAGAAUAUUCGUCCUUCUGUCGGGAGUUGAAAGCCUUCCAUGACAUUCGAGGGACAAGUUUCAACCGACUUCCACGGUUACACGGCCACGAAGUCGAUUUAUAUCUUCUCUAUUCCCUCGUUACAUCGCACGGUGGAUGGGAAAAGGUAAACAUCCAUGGUGAAUGGGAAUCCCUUCUUCCCUAUUUCGGCAUUCAUCGUUUGUGCGCCAACGGACCAAUUGCACUGAAGCAAAUUUAUAUCAGAUAUUUGGAUGUUUACGAAAGGAUACACUUCUUGGGAGAGGAGGUUGACCGGCGCGAAUCUGAACACCACGAAGAGGAUGACGCUCGUAAUCGACGUAAAGCUCUGCGACUUCUUCAUGCUACCCCGACUUCUUAUAACGCUGCACAGCACGUCAUUUCAGAUCAUGUACGGAAUACGGCUGGGUUAUCAACUGACGUCUUGCAGGUUACUCCGACUGAGCGAGUGUUUCUCUCCCUACUUUGUCCUCUGCCGAAUGAGCAAGACUUCGCCAUCAACGUUUGCAGUCUUCUCGCUAUGGAGAACCGAAGACCAUUUCCACUCCACCAGUGCCCCCGUAUAGUCGAUGCUUUACUAGCCCAUGCGGGAAUAUUUUCGCAAGUUGACAUUCGAGAUUUAUUCACGGAAAGCUACCGGAAAUAUCGGAAACAGAACCUCGGUCGUUUUUGGCGCGACGUUGUCUCUGAUGCAGACAUUGUCCAACUGUCAGAAGAAGACCUAGUGAUCCCCCAAGAAGAUGUAACCGCAGUCGUGGGCUCAUAUUGGAGUGACCGAUCUAUUCGUACAACUCCGGAUGCCAUUAAGCAGACAGAGGUUCCAUCAAGAACUCGAACACCAGAUCAUCUUCCAGUAGAAGCUGAUGAUGCAUCAAACAAAGUGCAUCUGGUUGUACGUCCUUUAGGUAGUGAGAAACCAAUAAGAUCAGUGACGUUAAAUUCCAAAGAUGACGGUCUCGAAUCAUCAUUGAUUGAACACGAUUCAACUUUGGUGGAAGAAGAGUCAACAUUAAUUGAAGAAGAGUCUCAGUGUAGUGUAGUGUUGUAUGAAAAUGGAACUGGUCCAUUGUCAGCCUCUGGAUCUGACGUAGUUUCGGCUACUAGUCCGCCGAGCGUGGAAAGAGUGCCCAGUUGCGAGCCAAACUUCAGAAAUUGUCUGGCAAAAUCAGCUAAUAUAUUUAGAAAACCGAUAUCGGAUGUCUCAGUUACCGAAUAUUUACAAACGAAGGAAAAUCCCAUUAUCCCCCAAACAUCAGAAAACCUUCCAGUUAACAGGAUUGUCCAACCCAAUAGUGAACUUUUUUCUAACGAAGAUACUGCCACAGUGCAAGGAUCUUCCGAAGAUACCGCAUUACGCACAAAAACAAUUUUGGUUAGUGAAGGUGCCGUUCCAAAUCCACCAGUCGUCGGGCCGAACAACAUCUUAGAGUUGGAUACACCUUCACAGACGGAAGCAAAUAUUGAAAAAAAAUGUGUGGCCCCUAAGAACAGAUUGCCAGUUGCUGUUCAAAAACCAGACAAUCCGCGUGCCAUCCGCUAUUGGCUUGACCGCCGCAGAGCAGCGCGUUGCCCGAUUGAAAAACCCCCAGUUGAACAGGAUGAAGCCGAGAUCCAGUUCGAAUCCGAGGAGUCGGAUUUGUUUCAUGUUGGUCGUGAACAAGGCGUGCAUGAUGCCCUUGGUCAAAGAGUUUUACAGGUUCUUAAUGUCAUUCGCAAUUUGAGUUUCGACGAUGUCAAUUCGACAGUAUUAGCUCAAAGUGAAGCCUGCAUGCGGCUUCUUCUUUUAGCUGCUCAUGCCAGGUGGUCUUGUUUACCACAGUUGGCUUUUGAUGCCCUAUCGAACGUCGCAUUAGAGGUCAAUUUAAAGGACCCUGCCGAUUGUUCGCUAUCGGCUAUUCUUUUGGGGACAGUCACACGUGGAUUGGAAUCGAGUGACCGUUUUAUUGUACUACGUUGCAUGGAAACCUUAGGGCGCUUGGCACAACGCAGCGAAAAUGAAUUGCUUUUGACGUCUUCUCUUGAUUCUCACGUUUAUGAAAAAUUGUGCUCCUAUUUAACUAUACCUGAUGUGGCAUUAUUAAUCUACACUUUGGAGUGCGUCUAUUCGUUGUCUUCCCUUGGCCAAGCCCCAUGCAAUGCCUUCCUGCACUGUCAAGGAGCGCUGGAUGUUCUGAUUUCCCUUUUGACGGUUGAGGCGCAGAGUUAUGGCUCAAAAGCCAGAAUCCUUAUGAAUGUAGUCGAAACAGUGGCUGAAGGUGAGACCGCGGCCACGCACGCGCAAAUGAAUCCAAUUCAGUGCGUGGUACGCCCGACCCAUUCUAAUAGUCCAGCACCGAGUGCCCCUUCGACUCCACCACCUAUGCUGCUGCAGCCUGUUGCUGCUUCUAUGCCCGCAUCACCCAAUUCUCUGACUAAAAUUCAGCCAAAAACGAAUGCCAAUUCUAGACCCAGUACACCAACUCAGUCAAAACCUGGAGUUGUUAAUAUCACACAAACGGAGAAAGAACAAAUUGCUAUGCAAUGGUUAAGAGCUACAUUCGAACCAGUCGUCGGAGCACCAAGUAUAGAACAAAACGUGCUGUACAGACAGUAUACAGCCGGGUGUUCUAGAAAUGGUCCGAAACAAGUUUUAGGGAUCGUCCAGUUCUUCUCCUGUGUUCGGGCAACAUUUGGCCAGAACGUUGGGCCGUUCAGGAAACAAGUCGGCAGUGCCGUUGAAUUCUAUUUUGAAGGAAUUUCGUCAAAAGGCUCUACAACUUCUGUUGCGAUUCCCACAACCAAUAUAGCCACUCGUUCUCCUACCCCGACUCCGAUGGAAGUACCCGGUUCUCCUAUACUAAAAGCACAGUUGUGCGCUCCGCCGAAAGCCACUAGCCGGAAAGAUCCGCCGAAACAGUCGUUGGCACAUCCUCAUUUAUCUCAAGCGUUAGGUCAGGGUGGUCCGUCCUCACCUGAAACGGGUCAGGUUGCGACGACUGGUAGCUCAGUACCACCAUCGUCUUCCUUGAUCAAAUCCCUCCUGGCCAAUAAGGUAUCAGACAGUAACACCCAGUCCGCCAAUCACGUGGCUUCGCUGGGCCUUUCGCCCGCAGCGACGGCAUUGCCCGGCAUGACUAGAAUACCUUGCAUGAAUUCGCUCGGUAGUCUCUCUGUUUCUUCUGCUCAGAUCGUAAGCCUUUCCCAUUCAGGCAUUACCGUUCCACAGGUUGCUCAGAGACAACAGCAGCAAAAACUUUUACAGCAACAACAGUCGGUGGUAGUGAAUGGGCCAUCGAAAGACAGUCACACGAAAGUCAAAGGUGCUCAGGUUAACGUCAGCACUCCAAAAAUGAACGGGGUGUGUCCCGAGAUGGAGCCACAUUCGGGAGGAAGCCAGCCUUCCGACGGAAAAGUGAUUGGCAAAGGAAUGUUAGCAGAUCUACUAGAACGCGAAGUGAAGAAAGAACCUGUCAACGGUGCAAGCACUGUGACCGGCAAAGAACUUCGUAUCAGUGAUAAUGGACUAGAGCUCGUUCAGAAUGACUCUCGCGGUCGUGUUGCCGUCGACAUGGGCGUCGUCGGUAUGAAUGACUUUGGGGUUGAUUUGGGAGAUGGUGCGGCCGCUCCUAAAGCAGCCCAUCUUAUCGCACAAGUGGACGAUUCUGGACACGUUCAAAUUCAUCUAGAGGAAGAAGCGGGUAGUGCUGUUUGUAACGGCCAAUCGUUGUUGGACCAGUUGGAAGCGUGUGAAGUUUCCUCGUCCACUGACGAGAUAGUGGCAAGCCAAACGACGAAAUCCGCUAUGAAGCGACCACUUGAUUCUGUGGAAUCAAAUGACAGUCCUGCCCCCAAGAAAUUAGCGACAAAUCAGAUGAACUUGAAGCUCAACGAAAACGCAGAUGUCCCUGUAGCUGAUCAGCAUUCGCUCGACAAGAAUAAAGACAAAAUUUCAAUUAACGGAGGCAUGAACGGCAUUGUGGAAUCUGCCGGUACAGUUCCUAUCACUGCUGCGCUAGCUCCUCAAAUCCACCAAAUCCCGCCGACCACUGUUUUAGGGCCGAACACACCCAGGACGUUCUUGAUCCUUCAGCAGCAAAGCCCACAACAAGCCAGGCUUGGCUUUCCACAACAAGGCCAGCGGCUGCUGUUAGCCAUCCAACGACCUGGCGGAGUGAUCCAACACGUCGCAAUGCCUGCCAACGUGGUAGCUAUAACGUCAAAUCAGUUGCAGACCAACGGAGCUGUAGUUACCCUGUCGAAUUCGGUUGGAACCAACACAGUGUCCACUGUGUUUAGAGAUUCGACAUCUAGUAGCGGUCAAACGCUACCCUCCUCUGCUGUCAGCCUCAUUGCCAAUGGUAACUGUCUGCCGGUAUCCGCGGCUAUUCUCUCCGCGUCGUCUCAGCCAGUCAGUGUGACCAACACUGUUUCCAAUGUCGUUACAACGGCUUCGAUGGAAGGCGUAGUGACUUUCUCCGGAGGAGCUGUUGCUUUCCCAGCCCGACCUACGGAGAACACAGCACGCAGUUCCAGCUUAGCAGAAAGUCAUGUCACCAUUACGCCGGUUCUUGCCUCAUCUAUCGUCAGUUCUGUUACUUCGGCCACGACAGUGACCACAUCACCUGCAGCGUCGCCGGCGACUAUUGCACAUGCCAACGUUACCACAACUCCCGGAAUAAAAAAAAGAAAUAACAGUAUUGAAGCGACAAAACCUCGUGGUAGACCCAUGAAAAGCAAAUCAACUGAUUGCCAACCGGUUUCAUCCCCCAGUCCUCAGCCGGUUGAUUCUUCCUUGCAAUAUCUUUGCGAGUGGAAAGAUUGCAUGAGGUCUUUCAAAACUCCGCACGAAGUUUAUGUUCACGCUUGUCAAGUUCAUUGCCCGGUUCAAGUAGAGGAGUUGGGGUGCCUGUGGGAACGUUGCGAUGGCCUCAAAAGACGAAGAUUCUCGAUGAUGACGCAUCUCAUGGAUCGCCAUUGCAACGAAGAGAUGCAGAAACUGUUGGCUGCAAGAAGACACCAAAUGAAUACGCAGGGUAAAACGGACAUUCCCGCACCGCAAGCCCCAACACCUCACCCCGGAUAUGCUCCUCACGCCGCACUACACGCUAUUAAGCGACACGCAGUUGAACUGAUGAACCAAAAAGAGCAGGAAGAAAAAGAAGGCCCGGUAACCAAAAGUAUUCGAUUAACAUCAGCCCUAAUUCUUCGUAACAUUGCCACCCACUCCGCAUUAGGACGAAGGAGUCUCCAUCGUUACGAGAAUCAUUUAGCUAGCGUUGCGUUGAGCAACGUUGAGUCAUCCCGAACUGUAGCGCAAAUCCUGUAUGAACUAACCCACCAAUGCAGCUAGGGAUUUCCGGCUUGGAAUUCGUAUCUCAUUGUCCUUAAUCGAUGCGAUUUUUUACUUUUUUUUUAUAACAUAAUUUUUGAUUUCAAAAAAAAAUGAUACAAGGGGGUCUGACAUAUCAUUCCCAGCUGACGUCAUCGACAGUCUAAUAUUUUUUUUUUUUUUUUUUUUUUUUAAUAUUUGCUUUUGUCUUCGUUAUGUUAGCUUUAAAGUGGUUUGCACUUAUCUUUUCCUCUUCAGCGCGGAAUUUUCUUUUAUGUCUUGUGAAUGAGUGGUCUGAGAAUCGAGUUGAUGAAUUUUCAUAUUUCAUGUAAUCGCUCUUCGUCCGAGUCACGUGUGCGACAGAAGUUGAUCCCAGAGUUUACACAACAAAUCGAUUGCGCUGCCUUUUUGUUCUGUCCUUUGAACUUGAAAAACAAGUGUGUUUUCUAUUAAAAACAAGUUACGAACGAUAA